AUGGCGGCCACCAGCAACCGUGAUGGGAGCAAGUCAGGAAGCAAUAAGUCCAGUAAUAGCGGGAAACAGCCUGGUCCUUCCGCAGAGCAGGUAGUGGCAGGUUUCCAGCGACUGCGCCAGGAGCAGCGCAGUAUAGCCACGAAGGCAGCAGAACUAGAAAUGGAAAUCAAUGAGCACAGUCUUGUGAUUGAUGCGCUGAAGGAGGUCGACCCAUCACGGAAGUGUUAUCGGUUGGUAGGAGGUGUACUCGUAGAGCGGACAGUGGAGGAAGUUCUGCCUGCCCUUGAGAACAAUAAAGAACAAAUCUCUAAACUAGUGGAGUCACUUGGCACACAGCUACAGACAAAAGGACAAGAACUGAACGAAUAUCGGGAACGUUACAACAUCCGGAUCGUGGGAGAAGAGGAGGCGGCUGGCAAAACGGCCACGAAUCCAGAGAAUGAAGGAAGCGGAGCGAAGGGGGGGACUGGAGUAUUAGUGUCAUAGUAAAUUUCAGAAUCUUUUCCGGAAUGUCUUAAUUAACGUUAACACUGUAUCUGUCUGAACACUUUUUUACCUAACGGUUUUGUUAAUGAAUAAAAGACCCUCUAGCUUGAUGUAUUUACACUGUGGCUCUAUUAACAUUGCUAUUUUUCUGUUUGUAAAAUGACAGCCCUGUGCAGGCUGGCUUUGGUUUACAGGGGUUUUUAUUGUAUGGUGGUCUGUCGCAUAGAGUCCUGACUUAUCUCAGCACUCAUUAGUAUUCUUAGGGACAUUUUUAUUUCCAUCAAAUUGAGAUACCUAAAAGCACUACUAAACUAGGACUCUGAAAUCCAUUGUAGAGUGUCUUCACACGGUGUUGUGAUCUCAAGCAGUACAUGCUCUCUCCAAAUGAAUUCACACUCCUCUGAAGCAGACCAUUUCAGGCUGACUAAGUAUUAAGAGGACAAUGUGGGGGGAAAGAAAGCUUUUAAUAAAAUGAUUGUCAAAGGUUACUUUGGAAAUGUGUUUAAUGCAUAUA
Molecule: messenger RNA, 1000 nt
Organism: Chanos chanos (milkfish)
Lineage: Eukaryota; Metazoa; Chordata; Actinopteri; Gonorynchiformes; Chanidae
Product: prefoldin subunit 2-like
Exons: 4
Coding region: 1-486 (161 amino acids)
Biological process (GO): protein folding
Cellular component (GO): prefoldin complex
Source: RefSeq, a predicted model, not a curated record